AUGGUGUAUUGCUUUGUCUACGUAAGUAUUGGUCGCUCUGUGUGCUCAAAAGAAAGUAGUCCAUUUAUGUUAAUGAUUCGUGAUGAUAUUGAAAAGGAGGAUGCUUUCCAAGGCCUAUGCGCAAUAGUCCGAGCAAAUCCUUCAAGAGCUUUAAGUUCACUUGUACUCAUGUGCAAAGCUAUUGUAAAUUGGCAUCACAUAAAAAUAGGAAAUAAGGAGCAAAGAGCUACACAACACAAUGAUCUUUGUCAGGUGUUGCAUGGUUAUAAACAGGUGGGGAAAUCCCAUUAUCUUCUUCUUGAGGGAGGCCUUACAUAUGAUGCAAUUAGGGAGUCUCUUGCAAAGUCCACUGUUUCUCUUAGGGAUGGUGAUGUUGAGCUAUUGGAAUUUCUUAAGUUAACAUGUUUCAAGAAGGUUAAUCACGUGAACUACCUGUUUCCUCUACAAUUUACAGGAGAGGCACAUUUUUGUUCUCAUAUUUUCAAUAAAUAUCACAGAGGAGGCAGAAACAUUCGCAGGUCUUUUAAAUAUGUCAAAGGUAUCUCAAAUAUAAUGGUAUUUUACAAUGACGGUCGCCUCAUUUCUUUUAAAGACUGGCGUACAAAAAUUUAUGCUAUAAAUUUCCACAAGCUGCUUGGAGCAUUAUGUAUUUCUCAAAGAUUAAAAAAUCAGGAAUCUACCAGCUAUUUGGAGAUAUGCGGGAGAUUGAAAAAUGGGUUUGCUUGUAUCUACUACUUUGAGAUUUAGUUAUUUUUUUAAUCUUUGGUUAUUGGGUAUUACUGUUGUGUCUCUACUUGUUUUUGUUUAAUGAUUAUAUGAUUUUCCAGGAUUCCAUUAUAUGGUGGAGCAAUAUGAAAACAUGGCACUCUAACUUCAAAUAGAAAGGUCUCUAUUUCCAAACCUUCCUGGCAUGUCUCCAAGAAAAAUAUCUCCAACACAAUCUUUUUUUCUUGCCGAUACAAUUGUC
Messenger RNA from Mercurialis annua (annual mercury), 967 nucleotides. RefSeq lists its product as uncharacterized. NCBI's taxonomy places the organism in Eukaryota, Viridiplantae, Streptophyta, Magnoliopsida, Malpighiales, Euphorbiaceae. The transcript is spliced from 10 exons. Gene Ontology annotation, molecular function: 5'-nucleotidase activity; magnesium ion binding. The record is from RefSeq and is a predicted model, not a curated record. The coding region runs from base 1 to 747 and encodes 248 amino acids. Gene Ontology annotation, cellular component: cytoplasm.